UCUCAUGCGAAUCAAUUCGUACGCAUUGGAACGAUUUUGGGCGAUUUUGGGUUUUUUCGCAAAAAAACUCCGCUAAUUGACUUCGAACUCGUGACCGUACUUGGGAUUGAAAGAGGGGGCUUUUUUGCAAAAUGUCACCGAAAGCAUCUCUCUUAAAUCCCUCUCGUGACCACUCUCGUUAUCCCCAAAAUAAAAUCCCCAAAAUCAAAUCCCCAUCACCGACUUCCCCCAAAUCCAUCCCCGUCACCGCCGACCGCGACCCCAUCACCGCUGGCCGCGACAUCCCAAUCUUCGACCGCAACUCCGACGGACUCAUCUCCCCCUCGUUGUCGCCCCCCCAACUCCUCCACGACACCACCGUCGCCUGAGAACUCCGGACAACUCCGCCGCUGCGAGAUUGAACCGGCGCUGCAGGACUGUUGUUUACAAAGGACAACUGAAGCCAGUUCAGUUGAAGAAUUACUAUUAUGCUGAUCUUGGUGAUGAAAGGUUCACAAGUUUUAUGGCACUGGUUCUCAACAAAUACCUUUCCUAGCUGGGAUCGUGCUCAGCCCAUGCGCAUCUUGGGUCACAACGGAGAGAUUAACACACUUCGAGGCAAUGUUAACUGGAUGAAGGCGCGUGAGGGUCUUCUAAAGUGCAAAGAGCUGGGAUUGUCAAAGGAUGAGAUGAAGAAACUUUUACCCAUUGUUGAUGCUAGCUCUUCUGAUUCUGUGUCUUAUCUGUAGAAAAAGGAAAUGAAUCCCGCCUUAAGCGGAUGAUAUAUAACUUGAUCCCUGUAGAUGGGUCAAAAGUUGAGGAUGUGAAGAAGCCUGUCAAUCCAAUUUCCUUCCUCUUGCGUUUCAUUUUGGGUACCAACGCCGCAACCUACUAUGUCCUGGUGCCCAUUUACAUGUGGAUUAAGGAUCAGAUAUUCCCCAAGGGUAUGCCAAUAUGAAGAGAGCACUGGCAAAGCAAAGAGAGAUGACAUUUAUGUAUUCAUUCAGAACUAGUAGCGGCUUCUUUGUCCAGAUUUUUGUAUGAAAAUCUAUUAUGAUUCAACUGAUGGACAAAUUUUUUAAUGUUA
Asparagus officinalis (garden asparagus) is the source of this 1066-nucleotide messenger RNA. Its product is annotated as glutamate synthase 1 [NADH], chloroplastic-like. The transcript has 6 exons. NCBI's taxonomy places the organism in Eukaryota, Viridiplantae, Streptophyta, Magnoliopsida, Asparagales, Asparagaceae. Gene Ontology annotation, molecular function: glutamate synthase (NADH) activity. The coding region runs from base 468 to 728 and encodes 86 amino acids. Gene Ontology annotation, biological process: ammonia assimilation cycle. The record is from RefSeq and is a predicted model, not a curated record.